AUGGCGGAAGUUCUUGCGGUGAUGGGCAUUAUUGCCAACAUCGUCCAGAUCGUUGACUUCGGCGAGAGAGUGAUAUCCCGUCUCAAUGACUUCCAUCGUACUGUCAAUAAUUGUCCCCGAGCUUUCCGCCAGACCAUGACCGAAGUGCCCCUUUUGGUGGAUACACUCAAACAAACGGAGAAAGGGAUUGCUGCCGGCACCGUCCAGGAAGAUACGGCUCGAGCACUCUUCCCUGUGGUGGAGGGAUGCCGAGAACAACUUGAAACCCUUGACUCGCUCCUGAAAAAGGCGCUGCCAAAGAAGGGUGACUCCAUGGGAACACGAAACCUCAAAGCUUUGUCGUCUCUGAUUCAGGAACCAAAGGUGGAAAAAUUAAAUAGAUCGAUUCAUAGAUAUAUCCAGACUCUCACCUUUUAUCACGCAGCUGCUGCAUCGACGGCGUACCCUUCAGUAGAUUCUGCGCAGACUCGCACCUCAAUUAGUCCUUUCAGACUCUCUAUACCGCCUCCUUCUGCCAACAUGCUGACAACAGAUGAUGCAGGAGAGAAACUUGCUAAACUCCGUCGAUGGUUAUCGGCUCCAGACCCAUCACCAACGCAGUACAAGCUUGUCAACGAGCGUUUAGCCAACACGGGUCUCUGGUUCCUAAAAAGUCAAAAAUAUAUAAGAUGGAAGACUGAUAUUAUGUCCUUUCUCUGGCUUUAUGGGAUACCUGGAAGCGGCAAAAGUGUCCUAUGUUCUGGCAUUGUCGAAGAUGUUUCUCGGGAUUGCGAGUCCGAUGCUGGCAAAGCGAUUGCUUAUUACUACUUUUCCUUCAGUAGUCUGGAUGACCAAGCACCAGAGCAGAUGAUCAAGUCCCUCAUCUCUCAAUUCUCUGAAAAAUGUGUCAGGAUACCUGCAAGCUUGGAAUCAGUGUUAUCUUCUGACCUGACCGGGCAGCGACAGCCACCGUUGCACAAACUCCUGGAUAUGCUACGUGCAAUUAUGCAAGAAUUUCCAGCUUCAUAUAUUGUCCUUGAUGGUCUAGACGAAUGUCCGGAUCGUGAAGGACUCCUUGGCGUCCUCACGAAAAUCGUAAGAUGGGAGCUUGAGAAUUUGCACAUGAUUGUCCUGAGCCGAGAUGAACCAGACAUUCGACGAUCCCUCGAAGACAUUUGCAACGAAAAAGAUACCGUUUGUCUCCGAAGCGGGUUGGUAGAUGAGGAUAUUGGUCGUUACGUCCGCCACAGAUUAGCCAAUGACAAAAAGUUGAGGAGAUGGCACAAAGAUCAUGAGAUACGGCAGGAAAUUGAAACCAAGUUGAUAGAGAAGGCUCAGGGGAUGUUCCGUUGGGCGGCUUGUCAAAUGGACAUGCUUGCGAACUCCAUAAAUCGCUCACUACUUCGGAAGUAUUUAAGAAAUUUGCCCCCAACAUUGGGAGAAACAUAUGAACGGAUCUUGUGUGGCAUUGACGACGUCUACCGCGAGUAUGCAAGAAACGUUCUUCGAUGGCUGGCCUUUUCAGCCCGACCGCUCUAUGUUGAGGAGGUUGCAGAAGUGGUGGCUAUCUCUGACGACGACUGUCCUCAUUUUGAUAGAGAUGCAGUUUUGGAGGAUCCAAUGGAUGUUUUGAGCAUCUGCCCGAGUCUCAUUACGGUGGUGGGGAUUCCUAUUAUUGGCCCAGCCCCCAAGGAAUUCGCGGAAGAAGGAAUCCCCCUUGAACAAAAAUCCUUUACAUUGGCUCACUACUCCGUCAAGGAGUACCUGCUCUCCGAUUUGAUUCAGAAAAGUUCCGCGUCUGCAUUCUGGAUAAACGAGACAGCUGCCCACUCCUUCAUCGCCAAGAGUUGUCUUGCUUAUAUUUCGCAGUUUCGUGACAAGGACAGCGUGGACACGGAAACAGGAGAACAAUUUAAAUUAGCUAUUUAUGCUGCUGAGUUCUGGCCGCAUCACGUUCGUGCUUCUGGAAAAGAUGCUACUUCUACAUAUGAUCUCGCGAUGGAGCUGCUGUCUCUCAAGAAUGACAACUAUGUUAACUGGUUCCGUUUAUUCGACAUGGAUCACUCAAGAGAUAUGAAUCUCACCCUAACAUCCGAAGACAUCCCGGCGCCUUUAUAUGCAGUAUCAUCGGCGGGACUAACAGAAAUUGCCCGCCUGCUGAUAACUGAACACCAGUUGGAUGUCAAUCGACAAUGUGGACGGCUUGGCACUGCACUGCAAGCGGCUUCAUUUCGCGGACAGGAAACAACGGUCGAGCUACUAUUGGGGUUUGGGGCCGAUCCCAACAUUGAGAUGGGAGACCGCGGAAGUGCACUGCUGCUUGCAGCAUCUCGAGGCCACUUUGCGAUCGUACAGAGACUCCUGGCAGCAGGUGCUGAUGUUAAUUGGCCAACAUCUCACGGAACUGCACUGCACAAAGCAUUAGAUGUCGCAGUAGCCAAACUGCUGAUUGAUGCAGGAGCCAACAUCAAUGCGAUAGGAGGGGAAUACGGCACCGCUCUACAAGAAGCGUCAUAUCUAGGCCGUGAUGAAGUUGUCGAUCUGCUACUCAAGAUGGGUGCUCAUGUCAAUAUUGCAGCGCUCGUGAGAAAGCAUGAUAGCAUUGUGGACAGGCUGCUAAAAGCUGGAUCGAAUCUCAAUCUGCAAGGAGGGAGGUAUGGGACUGCACUACAGGCAGCAUGUGCUACCGGCCAGGAGAGCAGAGUUCGGGACCUCAUAGCUGGCGGUGCUGACGUCAAUCUACAUGGUGGCCGAUAUGGUACUGCCUUGCACGCGGCAGUGAUCAACAGGCAUGACAAUAUAGUCGAGAUAUUACUAGCGUCUGGUGUUGAUAUCGAGGCGCACUGUGGUCAGCUUGGUACUGCUUUGCACGCAGCAUCGGCCAAUGGGUAUGAAGAAAUAGUGAAGCGACUGUUGGCAGCCGGCGCAGAUGUCAAUUCGCAAGGAGAAUGUGGCACUCCCUUACAGGCAGCAAUAGGAGGAGGGCAUCAUAAAAUCGCAGUGCAGUUGUUGGAGGCAGGUGCAGAUUUCAGUUUUGGCGGAGAUCCCUAUGACAAUCCUUUGCAGGCACCACCAUAUACGGGUGCAAAUGAUCUGAUCAACGGAAUACUCAAUGACAAUGCCACUGUUAAGAAGGAUGGAGGGAAGCAUGGUACCUCGUUAUAG
Molecule: messenger RNA, 3144 nt
Organism: Rasamsonia emersonii CBS 393.64
Lineage: Eukaryota; Fungi; Ascomycota; Eurotiomycetes; Eurotiales; Trichocomaceae
Exons: 4
Coding region: 1-3144 (1047 amino acids)
Molecular function (GO): protein binding
Source: RefSeq, a predicted model, not a curated record